Protopolystoma xenopodis is the source of this 750-nucleotide messenger RNA. Lineage: Eukaryota; Metazoa; Platyhelminthes; Monogenea; Polystomatidea; Polystomatidae. The record is from the annotation of a GenBank genome assembly.
AGCCUAGAUGAGCACUUGGAUGUAGACUCACUAGUUAAAGAAGGAUCUUCAAAUGACCGCGAGUCUGUUCUUUUAUCAAUCUGGAGCGUCUAUCUUGAUUGGGCAGUCUCAGCCAGUAGGAAAAAGGCCUACACGGGACCACCACCGCUGGCACUAUCUGGACAGGCAAGAGACGGUGCGAAAGUAGCCGUACAGCUCCCCUCGGCUACCCAAGACCAUUGUAAACUUCUUCCAUCAGAAGUCAUCUGCCUUAUGGAACGCGCGGUUACAGCUCUUUGUCUGCAUGAGUGUAUUUGGCUCCGGUUUGUCGAUUUCCUGGAGGCAGACGUAUCCUCCGACAUAGAUCGACUAGUGCGUGUCCUACGUCGGUCAGUUCGAAACUCACCAUGGUCCCUAGGUUUGUGGCUGCGCCUAGGGCUGGCAAUGGAACUGUUGGCUGAGACAAGUCCAAACCCAGUUAUUAACGGAAUCACAUUAGAUGCCGAAUCUACCCACUUUGGAGUCUCGAAUGUAUCAGUCUUCUCUCAGGUUGAAGAGGUUUUUGAGGAAGCACUGGCCAAUCCCGCCCUGGCGGCAAGCGGAAGUCCCGGCACUUUGAUAUCCCUCUGGUUUGGUUUUAUUGACUUUCGUGUCCGACGUUAUCUGGCUGCAUGUCAAAGUACCAAGGAUGGUGCUCAAGAUAAAGCCCUUCUAUGUAAGAGAAAUAGCUAUAUUUGCUUACGUUUUAACUAUUUUUUUCUAUCAAUUUAA